UCUUAAUUCUUAUUUAUAAAUUGCAAACGAGAAUCGGUGUGAGACACGCGCCAACCCGAUUUCUCCUCCUAGCACGCGGACCAUGAUAAAGCAUGUUGACGCUGACGUAGGCUGGUGGUGGAUACCGGAGGAACACAGCCAGACCUCCACACAGCGAGCGGAGAAAACAACACAUAGACAAACACAGGAUGGAUAACCUCGCCGAUGGUUUUCUGGGAAUAUCAUCAGACUCGAGACGCGUAGCUGGGUCGGACGGAAGGCACAAUAGAGCGCCUCUCAAACCGUGUUUAAUUGCGGAUUAGGACGGAGAGGGGGGGAUCAAACAGGAGGAGGAGAGGGGGGUAGGACGAAGAGCACAACAAGGAGACGCUCUUUAUUAUUAGGGGGGGAAGAGGCGAUAGACCGGAGACGGUAGGCUACCAGACGGUGGCGGCGGGUAACGGGAGAGGACCCAAAGCAUCGCUCGAAUGGUGAUGCCGAGGACGAAGCGACGAUGCGACGACACUGCUGGGUGAUAGCGCUAGCGGGGAUGAUGUACUUCAACCCGGAGCGAGCGCUCGGAGCCCCGCAGAGAGAAGUCUCUCAAUCCAGGGCCUCGUUCCUCUCCCCCCCGCCCUACGUGGUCAUCCUCAUCUCUUGCUCCGGGCUGGUCUCCUUCGUCCUGCUGCUCCUCACCUGUCUGUGCUGCAAGAAGGGAGGAGUGGGAUUCAAUGUAAGUCUCCAACAUGAGUUUGACAAUGCGGACGGGGAGGAGUGCUCGGCAGGCUCCAGCCCGGUGCAGGAGGACAGCCUGUCCUCCUGCCCCUCCCUCCCUGAGGUGUACACCCUGCCAGUCAGGGACCGAGCCGCCUGCCCAGCCCUGCAGGACGGAGCAGAUUCCAAAUCUCAGUGCUUUAAGAGGCACACGCUGAAUUAUCUGCAGGAGAUUGGAAAUGGCUGGUUUGGAAAGGUGAUCCUGGCAGAGGUGCUGUGUGAUUGCAGCUCGUCCCAGGCCAUCGUAAAGGAGCUCAGGGUCAGCGCCAGCCCUCUGGAGCAGAGGAAGUUCCUGGCUGAGUCAGAGCCGUACAGGAGCCUGCAACACCCCAACAUCCUGCAGUGUCUGGGCCAGUGCAGUGAAAGCGUCCCCUACCUCCUGGUCAUGGAGUUCUGUCAGCUGGGCGACCUGAAGCGAUACUUGCGGGCCCAGAGAAAGUCAGAUGGGAUGACCCCUGACCUCCUGACCCGGGACCUCUUGACCCUUCAGCGAAUGGCCUUCGAGAUCACCUCCGGCUUGCUGCACCUUCAUGAAAGCAACUACAUCCACAGUGACCUGGCUCUGAGAAACUGCCUGCUGACCUCUGACCUCACAGUUAGAAUAGGAGAUUAUGGCCUGUCACAUAACCACUACAAGGAUGAUUAUUACCUGACCCCAGACAAGCUGUGGAUCCCUUUACGAUGGAUUGCCCCUGAACUUCUGGAGGAAUACAGAGGAUCCCUCAUUGUUACCGACCAAACCAAGACCAGCAAUGUGUGGUCCUUGGGAGUGGUGAUCUGGGAGCUGUUUGAGUUUGGCUCCCAGCCUCAUAGACACCUCAGUGAUGAAGAGGUGCUCACCUUUGUCAUCAGGGAGAGGCAGAUCACCCUGGCCCAGCCCAGGCUCAAAUUGUCCCAUGCAGACUACUGGUAUGAGAUCAUGCAGUCCUGCUGGCUGCCUCCAUCUCAGCGUCCCUCCGUAGCAGAAGUAUUUCUCCUCCUCUCCUCCCUCCUGGCAGCUGAGCGAGGGAUCGCCAGGGGCAGUGUUGGCGAGGAAGAUGAAGAGGACGAGGAGUACAACGAGGGCAGCAGAGGGAGGAGAGGAGAGAGCGACGAGUCCUUCGAGAGACGCUGGGACUCCCUCCGUCCACCCGCCUUUCAGACCGCCACAACUGAGCGGCAGAGAGACAGAGAGUACAGCAGAGAGAGAGACAGAGACAACUCCUACCCUCUGCUGGACCCUGUGGGGAACUGCAUCAGCCCGUCCUCCUCUGAGCUGGAUGACAUUCUCACAGUCACCGAAACCAGCAAGGGCUUAAACUUUGAGUACUUCUGGGAGAAGGCCCACGCAAGACGGGGCUACAAACCUCUCCCUCCUCCCCAGUCCAUCCCGACGUUGAACCAUACCCACAGGCAGUCCCUGGACACUCCCACCGUCGUUCCGGUGAUCAGCGCCCGCAGCCCCUCCCUGGCCAGUGAAUACUACAUCCGAUUAGAGGAACACACUCCUCAGGAUCAAUCGCCCACUCUGAAGGGGAAACUGCAAGCGCCCUACGGCUCUGACUCCAUGUGCCCCGGAGACAUGGAGCUCAUGGAGAUCCGCAGCGGGAUGCUGGGCAAGGAGCGAGCGCCGUACUCCACUGACGGUAGAACGCUCGGCCGGAGCGUCCAGACGGUCCGCUCCAGUGAGGUACAGCUCCAGGUGACCAACACGGGAGUGGCGGAGUUCCGGGACACGUCGUCCCGGGUGACCGACUUCUCAGUAGUGGACCUCGGCGACGACGAGGAAGAGGAUAGGAAGCGGGGUGGCGAAGGAAACAAGUACUCGUCCAAUGUUUCCCAUGCCCCGGUUCUUCCUCCGAAGCCACGCUCCAUGUCCAUGUCUUCAGCCGGCCACCUGCACUCCCGCCCUCUUCCGGCCCCUCCGCUGGGAUACCACAGAGGGCUGCCUCACUACACCCUGGGUGGAAGAGUGGAGACGGACCCCCAUCAUAUGGGCAGCUGCCCACCGUCCGCCUUUGACCACCUGGGACUCCAUCGUUCGCGCCAGGCCCUACCCCCGUCGCCAUCCCUCUCCCCGUCCCUGCCCCCGUCAAGCCAUCCCAUUUACUCCGCAGCUCCAAUGUGUCCUCCCCCUCUGCCUCCCCACAGCAAGCCCAUGAGAGGGUACCCCAGUUACAACAUGGCAGACACUUACUCCCGAUACAGCCGCUCACACAUCCACACUCAAAGAGACCCGCUAUCCUGUGAAGAUCCUGACCGGGAGGAAGGUAUGAGGCGCGCAUCGUCGUUGCGCAACUCCAAGGAGCAUUCCCAUUCCCGUAAGAAAGACUUUGACUCCCCCGUACGGAGAGUGAACCUCUUGCGGCCGGUCUACCGCAACUUACCUCGCACCCAAAUCCCGAACGAGGGGCGUUCAUCGUCCUCCAGUCCGACCUACUCGGACGAGGAUGACUCCCCCUUCACGUCCCCCGUAAGAACGAGCUCCACCGUCGGCCACUCCAGCCUGUCUGAGGACGCAGACCCAGCCACAGCAGAGCUCUUCUCCCGGGGGAUGAGGCGGACCCAGUCCCGCCUGGCCACUCUCCUUCCCAGCAUAUGGAAGGAGGACGCCGACCUGCAGGCGGAGAGCGUGGCCGCUGCCCGGAAGUCACCCCUGCAUUUGUUCCUGACAGAGAUAACCACCUCGACAGAGUCCGGCGAGUCCAAGGAAGACACAGGGGAAGAAGAGAAGCAGGAGAAGAAGGGGGAGGAGAGGUGGGGGAAUUAUAUUUUUCCAAACCGAGGGAUGCGCCGAUCGCAGUCCCUUGUCACGGAGCUGAGCUCGGCCGAACGCUCGUGGGGGACCAACAGACACGGUGACAGGACGGGCCCAGAGGGGAAGUGUACGGUCACCAAGGAGUCUUUUCAAAGGGAACUCUUUCUGACAGAAAUUGACACACAGAACAUAGACCAAGAUACAGAGGAAGAGUUAGAACAAGACUCUGUGAAAUACCUCCAUCCGGUGUCCAGUUUGCGGCCCUAUGUCUGCGCCCCCGGUCUCCCCUCCUACAGUGAGGCUGAAGAGGCCUACUCCAAGGGGAUACGGAGGUCCCGCUCGCUCCUUGCCGAGAUGACCACUGGGGGGCCACGGUCAGAGCUCCAGGACCCUGAGACGGAGCCCCGGAAGAUGGAGAUGACCAGGGAAGAGUUCAUGAAGGAGAUCCAUUCCGCUGAAACCUUCUUGACGGAAAUAAUUUCUCGACAAAAAGUAACAACAGAAAAGAAGGACGAGGAGUCGGCCUACUCUCCAACCCCGAUGUCCCCUGAAUACGAGUCCAUAUGCAUCGACCCCGACUCCUCCCAGACCAUCUGCUUUCAAUCGGAGAGCUCAGUACGAGCGUCAAACAAGGGAAAGGAUGAGACACAAAAGGAGGCCAUCUACGCUCAAGUGACCAAACGGGCUAAGAAGAGCGAGAUUAAGGUUACAAAAAGACCUGAUAUCCCAAUCCUUCACAUAGGCCCAAAUAAGCAGCCUGGAACACAGACGGACCCGGACACAUAUGACUCUGAGACAGGUGGAGCCACUGUCGAUACUUUGUCACUUACAGAACAACUAUGCCAACAAGGUGGCUUGUUUUCAGAGAAAAUGCCCAAAAACGGUUUAUUGUUCAGCCAACCGUGUGAUAAAGAGGAAAACGAGUGUUCAGAACGGCCGGCUUUACCCGCCAGAGGUGAACAGAGACAUGGGGAGAUGUCAGCACCAUCUCACAAUGAGCCCACUGGACUGCAGUGUGAAAACAAAACACCCUUUUCACAUGAGACUGACCAAUGUGAAAAGACUGGUUUCAUGAAUGCUGGUGAUAUUCUGAAGGAUGAUCUACCAACUGGCAGUGCUGUCCUGAAAGGCAGCAGUUUGCAAAGUAAUGAUUCUGAUGCGACAAUAUGCAUAACAGAAGAAGAACCUGCCACUCAGUCCAAUCUAGCUAAGAUUCUUGCUUCUGGAAACAAUCUUGAAAGCUAUCUGAAGACCCAACUGACUGAGGAGAGCAGUACAGCUGAAUUCCAAUCUGCUCCAACUACGCCUGACUGGGACCAAUCCUCAGAUAUCUCUCUUAUGACCCCCAGUGACUCGGUCCUGUCCCCAAUGACCUCCAGCUCAGCCGACUGCCUCACCCCCAGCGACUCUUGGCUCGGGGGAGGCGGAAGUGGAGGGUGGAGAGCUCUGGGAAGUGAAACGCCUCAUCGAGAUUCGGCCUAUUUCUCCGACAGCGAGUGGGAGGGCGAGGGCCUGAGUCGGAGGGUCGCCGAAGGACUGGGGGCCUCGAGGCCUGGCAGCGGGCGAGGGGGAGAUCGGGGAACGCUGACAGGAAUAGAGGAGAAGACAGAGGAAGAGGGAGAGACAGGAGGAAAGAGUCCCCUCAAACAGACUGCUGCGGAUUCAGAUAGGAAAUCUCAAGCUGAGGACUGGGACACGAUUGGGAUGUCGGAGAACGAGAGGGAUCAUUACCAGAACGCUCCUGAAAAUGAUGUGUCCUGUAUGGAUCAUGAGAAAAAUAUUCAUAAUAGCAGGCUAGAGUUUGCCCAGAGCGAUGAAUCUGGCAUAUUCCAGAAUGAGUGCAGAGAGACAAAUAUGAAGGGCUUCAGCAAUUUAACAAAGCAGUCAAAUUAUUCCCAGUCCAAGGGUAGCGUUGAAUUCAUUGCUAAGAUGUUUUCCAACUUGGAGGACGAGCCUGGGCUCUCAUAUGGGGACACAGCUCAGGUAGACAAGCACCACAUAGACGGCAUUGUCUCUCACAUACAGAUAACCGAUUGCAAACAUCAGGAUUCUACAAAGGAGUACUCGCAUCCCAAGAACAUCACAGAGACAAAUACUUUGGAUGAGAGUAGCUCUGGCAGUCAGUCAAAGGAUAGUUUGUCAACAUCCGACGAUCAAGAAAGUGCAAGAAUUACUCAAUCAGAUAUUGAUUCUCCUGCACAUAAUUCCCCCUGUUCUGGGAACAGCAGUGAGGAAUCCAUGACGGCAUCUCAUUUUGACAAGCAUGAAUCUCGCCUGUCACGGUUCUAUGGCAUUCAAACCAGCAGCACCCCAAUUGAAGAUGAAUCCUCCACACCAUUGGAUGCCAGCGAUGAGAAGUGUGAAGAGGAUACGAUCAGCCCUCGAGCGGGUACCUUUUGGCCCGAGGGGGGUGAGGAAGAAGCGGAGGACCAUGAAGAGAGCCCUGGGCUGGAGCUCCAGAACACAGAUGCCAACGAGCUGGGCCUGAGGAACCUGUGCUAUUCAGCCAACGGGGAGGGCUCUAUGGACGGAGCCAAGACAGAGACAGAGAACCAGCUGGCUGCCGGGGAGCUGAGUAAUGCCAAGAGGGAGAAGUCCCCCCAGAGGGCCGAAGUAAAGCAAGAUCAGAAAGCAGUUGUUCCCGUUAAAGAUACGACUAAAGAGUCCCCCGAGGGCCUGGAGCAGAAGAGGAAAGAGCUGUGGAACACCCUAGACGAGGAGGAGGGCAGGACAGGCAGAGCGGUUAUCACCGGAGAGCUCGACUGUCACCGCUUCACUCCAAGCGACCUGCACCUGUGGCCCGCAGAGAACGACCAGUGGGCAUCUCCGGAAAAUAGGAGACAGGAUGUGGAGCUGAGGUCAGAGUUCCUCUCUGGGUUUGGUGGGAAGGCCUGGGAGGUUGGAGAGAGGCUCGUGGUUGGAAGAGAGUUCUGGGAGGCCGAGGAGAAUGAUGAACUGGCUGGAAGUGAACCUCAUCCAGCUGCCCUGGAGGGGAUUGAGGUACCCUGUAAUGUGGAGAGACAGGGGCUGAUCGACAACCUUGAAACUCAUGAUUCAAUAGUUAGCGACUGUCAUCAGGAUUUGGACAUACAGCAAAAUGAAAAUAUUGAAAGUCUAGAAGAAAUUGAUGAUUCCAGCAUAGAUGCAAUCACAGUGAUCGAAGUGGAGAAUCUGGAAAUCCCAGAGCAAGAGAUAUUGGAAGAUACUCUUAACGAAACCACGCCAGCAGUAGAUACGGUGAAGAACAGUGAAGGGCAGUUAGCGUUUUCAGAAGAAGAGAAUCAGAAUUUUAACAGGUGGCCUUCAAAUCAACAGUCAGAUGAAGUUAUUGAAAAAGACGCAUGCUCUUAUUCAGAGAACCAUUCCACUGACACAUUGGAGAACGUUGUUACUUCUAUUUUUGUUUCUGAGGCUCCACCUAUUGUCAUUUCAAGUCUAGAAGAUGUUAUACCAGAAAUCAACACUAAAAGUGCCCUCAGUCCAGAGCUUGAAGACUUUGACAUUGAAAAGAAAAUAAUAACGUUAGAUGGUGGGAAAGAUUCAAAUGGUGCAUCCUUUGAACAAGAGCCUUUGCCCACGACCAGUGCUGUUAAUUUGCCUGUGCAGGCGGUCACAGAGACUUCUUAUUCCCAGGUGGACAAUUUCAGUUCUUUGGAUUUCCCUAGUCCUCCACACAGCAUAGAUCUGGAUGUGCAAGAUGACAAAUUAGAGAGUUUAGAUGACUCAUUUCCUAGUCCGCCACCGUCUCUCAUCGAGGGAGAAGAGCUGAUUAGUCACAUGAAUCUGGAGGACUUUAUUGCAAGCACGGAGACAAAGAAAUGCAAUGCCCUGUCCUGCAUUGCAGGUGACUCUUCGAUAGAGCCUCCAGCUGAUACACCUGCUCCAACACAAAGCAAAGGCAUCUCGGCCAACCUAAAUCUCUCACCUGUAAUUAUUACAAUACAAAAUGAAAGUGGAGUCACAACUGAUUUAGGGGAGCACGAUGAAGAUAAUAACCAAUUGCAGAAGACAUUGACCUCCUCCAUGUCUCAACAACAACAACAAUAUCUGCAACAACAACCACCACAUUCCCUGAACUCCCUCCCAGAGCUGCUCAUCUCUGAGUGGAGGGAUUUGGAUGAGGAGCCUCUGGAGGACUUUGAGAAGCUGGAGCAACUGUGCCGCAUAUCUGGGGAUGAGGAAGACUUCCUGGGGAACCUGAAGCUCCUGGAGUCUCUGAAGAUAAACCCUGAGCAGGAGGUCGUCGGUGCUGAGGGCCACCACGAUGAGGAGACCAGGACCCACGGGGCCACAGAGGAGCUGGACUCAGAGAGCGCGGCGGAGCCUGCAGCGUGUGUGGACCAGGAUGGUCAGGCCAAGCUGACCCCUCAGGAGAAGCGGUCUGACACACACAGCCCAGAACCAGGCCUGUCCUCAGGUCACCCACCUGAUGUCAAGGACCAGGGUUCUCUCUCCAAGAUGCCCACCAAGAACGGCCUCAUGAUGCAGGUAUGCGAGGAAAGGUUACAGUUCUCCUUGAGUGAGAACGUCCAAACCAAUGUGCUGUGGGGGUCCACUAUGGAAGAGACUGUGACACUGCGACCAUGGGGGGCCCAAAGCAAAGAUGGCACUGUGGAUUCAGUCAAAAUGGAAGACAAAAAUGCAGAGCAAAGCCAAGAGGAGCAGGCGGUGGCCCCGGGCCUGGGUCCCAGCAGCGACUCUGCGCUGACAGCUGAAUCGCUGCCUGUGAUUGAACAGCACAAGGCUACAUCCGUACCAGCUCUAGGAAACCAGGCAAUGAAAGCCAAGCUCGCUCGCCUCUCUCUUGCUCUCCCACCCCUGACUCUCACCCUUCCAUCUGGGAAAGGCGGAUUUGGGGAGGGGGGCCUCAGUAGUCGGCUGGGGCGGGGGAGGAGGGGACUCUCCCCAGGGAGCGACCCAGAAGAGGAGGAGGAGGAGCAGGAGGAUGAAAGCUCUAGAAGGGUGAUCGUCAUCACGGAGACAGACGUGGACAAACGUGUGGGCCUGAGGAGUCUGCUGAAGUCCCCCAAGGAGCCCAUGGACAAGGAGAAAUACAGAGGGAGGAACGUCUCCUUUUUCGAUGAUGUCACGGUCUAUCUGUUUGAUCAGGAAACUCCAACGAAUGAGUUGAGCAGCUCCACUCCCAGUCCAACUCCAGCUUCUGGUAAAAGCACCAAGUUUGAUCUACAUGGGUCCAGCGCCAGAAGCAAAGAAUCCAAAAGAAAAGACGAGCUGCCAGUCAAAGCGAGGUCGCCGGUAGGGGCAAACCCAGUGAUGGCGUCUCGCUUUACAGUCAGCCCCGCCAACGACCCCCACAUGGUGGGAUAACCAUCAGAGCUGACCCCUCCCCCCCCCCCCCCCCCCCCUCCUGAGACUGGCCAGCCAAACGUCCCAACCCCACAGCCAUUUUCUCAGAGGCUAUUUUUUUAUUGAAUAGGCAAUGGAAGAAAAAAAAUAAAGACUCCCGUUCUAGACGCUGACCACAUUCUAGAUUUUACCAGCUGCAGGAUUUUGUAUGACUAGGGUCGGUGAGCUCCUCCCUGCCACUGUUUUCUGGAGUUUAGUCCUAGUCUUUGGCUGAUGAAGGUCUGAUAAGAGGCGAAGGCAUAAGUCCUGGAAGAAGGGGAGCCUGGAGCUUUGUAAAAUCUCUAAACAGAUUUGACGGCUAUGCAAUGGGAGUCUUACUGUGUACCAGCUUACCUGCUCCUUUUCUGCUUCAUUUCGCUGUAUUUUACCCCCCAGAUGUGCAGGUUAAGCACUUUCUUGAGUCAUCUUAUCUGUCUAUUUAAAUGCUUGGACUCAAUUUUUCUCUUUAUAAAAAAAUAAGAUUUUUAAUUGCAGUCAGUCAGUUAUUCUUGUAGCCAGCAGUUGGGUAAAUCAUGUUGACUCCUUUAUUCAAAGGAUACUCACUUAAACAUUUGUAAAAAAAAAAAUAUCAUUACAAGUGUGUGAAAUAUCCGUUUAGAUCCUCUUAAGUUUAGAUGUAUUCUUAAGCUGCACGGAAAAAAAAUUCUUCUUUUUGAUUACAAUUCGAAAGGUAUGUUUAUAACUUAUUUAUUAUUUGUAUGUACUUGGUAUUUCACAUAAGCCAAUUUAAUACACAAAAGCAUUACUAUUAUUAUUUAUUUAUUCAUGUAUUUAUUAAGUUAUAAAUAUAUUUGCGCUUCGUUCCAAUAAUUUGAAUUAACAUAUUUCUUUAGGACAGAUUCAGUAAAUGUUUGACCUUUUUUUGUUCUUUACAAAUGAAUUGCUAUUUUCCCUAUUUGCUAAAAAAGUAUUUUGCAUAAUUCCAUCUGUUAAAAUAUGCCAUUCUGUAGAAAAAUAUGUCCUGUAAUGUCCUAUUUUAUUUGACGUCAAUGGAUUUCUAGCUGUCUUGUCAUUAUUUUACUUUGUUCAAUGAAAAUGUAUGUAGCUUAGCAUGAAAAAGGAUGCCAUUCAUUAGUAAAUAACUCCCAUUUGUUGGUGUAUCUGUUCAUUUUCCUCAUUUUGUACUAAUAACCAUCCAUCUUGCCGUCGACAACCAACUAGUCCCUUUGUUUAGUCUGUUAUAAUGUUGGUUUAAACCUGUAUUGUUUAAGGAUGGUUUUCAAGGGAUACUGUAUAAACAAGGGUAAAUAAAAACUUAAAACUGUGAAA
Gadus macrocephalus (Pacific cod) is the source of this 10126-nucleotide messenger RNA. It is a transcript of the gene lmtk3, whose product is annotated as lemur tyrosine kinase 3. The record is from RefSeq and is a predicted model, not a curated record. NCBI's taxonomy places the organism in Eukaryota, Metazoa, Chordata, Actinopteri, Gadiformes, Gadidae. The transcript has 16 exons. The coding region runs from base 494 to 8818 and encodes 2774 amino acids. Gene Ontology annotation, molecular function: ATP binding; protein kinase activity. Gene Ontology annotation, biological process: protein phosphorylation.